GUAUACUCCUAUAAUUUAUUUAGAUCAUUGGUUAGUUCAUAGGUCACCUGAACGCUAGAGGUCACUAUUUCUAUCUACCGAAUACCAUUUUGGUAUAUUUUUCGAGAAAAUUGAAUGAGGAUUGCGAUCCAUGUUGAUUUUUUCUCUGAUGAAGCAAAAAAUUUUGAUGCAGAACUCGGUGAAUUGUGCAAGAAAAUUGUUGGUUCAUAGGAAUACUCGUCAAUCAAACUCAACUUCUUCCAAAUUUAAAGAAGACUUAAUUUAUAUAAAUUCACAAAAAAUUAACUAUCUGAAAGUUGGUAAAGGCCCGAAAAAUAUAGUAUGCUUUCCUGGUACUCUUGGAACAAUCUGGUCGGACUUCCAACCACAAAUCGAAAACUUAAAUAAAGAGGAAUUCACAGUUUAUGUUUGGGAACCACCAGGUCAUGGAAAAAGCAGACCACCUGAAAGAGAAUAUACUUCAAAGUACCUUCAUGAAGAUGCAGACAUCGGUUAUAAAUUCAUUAAAGCUAUUGGAUUGAAAUCCUUCUCAUUAAUUGGUUGGAGUGAUGGGGGUAAUGCUGGAUUGAUUUUAGCGGCCAAAUAUAAAAAUAUUAUCGAUAAAAUGGUGGUAUGGGGUUGCUGUUCAUAUCUAACAUUAGAAGAUUUUGAGAGAUAUGGAAAAAUACAAGACAUAGAUAAUUGGUCAGAAAAUGCUAAGGCUCCAUUGUUAAAAAUUUAUGGUGAAGAAACAUUACGACAGAUACAAAAUGACAUAUUUGAAGCUAAUAGGAAGAUUGUGAAUGAAGGGGGUGAUAUUUCAACUACUCUCCUCAAAUAUAUUGAAUGUCCUACUCUCAUCUUGCAUGGGGCUAAAGAUCCUGUGGUAUCCCCCGAACAUGCUCAGUAUCUUCAUGAUAAUAUAAAAGGAUCAAGGUUACAUAUAUUUCUUGAUGGCAAGCACAAUAUACACCUACGUUAUGCAAAUGAAUUCAACGAAAUCAUAACAAAAUUUCUUUUGAAUGAAGAUCAUUCUUGUUAAUAUUGAUUUCAGUUCAGAUUAAAUGCGAAUAAGUAAUAAUAAUACUA
Molecule: messenger RNA, 1068 nt
Organism: Harmonia axyridis
Lineage: Eukaryota; Metazoa; Arthropoda; Insecta; Coleoptera; Coccinellidae
Product: valacyclovir hydrolase-like
Exons: 5
Coding region: 131-1021 (296 amino acids)
Source: RefSeq, a predicted model, not a curated record